Girardinichthys multiradiatus is the source of this 1473-nucleotide messenger RNA. RefSeq names its product claudin-10 (gene cldn10l2). Gene Ontology annotation, molecular function: structural molecule activity. The transcript is spliced from 5 exons. Lineage: Eukaryota; Metazoa; Chordata; Actinopteri; Cyprinodontiformes; Goodeidae. Gene Ontology annotation, cellular component: bicellular tight junction; plasma membrane. The record is from RefSeq and is a predicted model, not a curated record. The coding region runs from base 70 to 846 and encodes 258 amino acids. Gene Ontology annotation, biological process: cell adhesion; bicellular tight junction assembly.
UCAAAUGUCAGUGUGUGAGCUCCAUUUUUUUAUCUACACACUCCAUUAGCAGAUUUCUUCAGUUCAGCAAUGAAAAAACGUUUUAUCCAAAUAUUUGGCUUCUUAAUCUGCUCCUUGGGAUGGGUAUUUGUCCUGUGCACCAUGGCGAUGGACUACUGGAGAGUCAGCCAGGUAGGAGGACAAGGUGGUUCCUUUAUAAUUAAGGUAUCCUGGUACUGGUCCAAUCUGUGGAAGGACUGUUCAACUGAUUCCAAAUCAAUCACCUCCUGCAAAGACUAUGCAGUCCUCUGGAAUGUCAGCUAUUAUGUCCAGGCAGUGAGGGGGUUGCUCAUGUGCGGCCUGACGAUUGGAUUCUUUGCAGUCGUGUGCUGCUUCAUUGGGAUGGAGUGCACAUAUAUCGGCGGAGCAGAACCGACCAAAGACAAACUGGUCUUUUCGGGAGUUGUUUUUCAUUUUGUUGGUGGUGUGUCAACUCUUGCUGCCUACUGCUUAUACAUCAACAGAGUCGCCAGAGCAACUUUUGCUAGCAACUUGCCAGCGGGACAAUUACGAUAUGAGUUAGGACCUCCCAUAUUUAUGGGUUUGGUGGGAUGCUUUUUAAUCUUCUUUGGGGCUGUGUUGUAUGCAGUGACGGUCAUCAGUGUAAUCUGCCCUGACAGAAAAGUGAUACAGGUAUACGGUGGACCAACAUACAUGCCCUCUGCCUAUAGAGGAACAAGUAUGAACACAGGAUACUACGAGCGCUCCCAGCUGUAUGGAUCCUAUGUCUCAGGACGAGCAAGCAGCAAGAUCUCAAGGCUUUCUCAGGCUACACCAAGACUGUCAGAAAGAGAUGCAUUUGUGUAGUGCUGAAGAUCAUUCAUGACUUGGGAUGUUCUACAAUGGGGUUCUAAAAAAAUGUAUGUCUAUAUUGCAUUUUUUAGUGAUGACAUUUUUUUCUGUGUUAAAAUGCACAGUAAUGCAGGUUCUCACAGCUGCUUUUUGUUUUAUCAAUUUGUCUAUAGUCUGUCACAUAAUUUGGUGUAUUAGUGCCAAGGAAGGCCUCCUAGAAAGAUUGAAUGCUUGCAUUUAACCACUUUUAAAUAACAAAAAUAAACCAAAUCAGGGUCAGUUUGAGGAAUGAUAGUGUUUAUUAGCAUAAACGUUAAAUAAUUUUUAAAUGUGAAAAAUGUCAAAUACUGUUUUACUUGCAAGUCUGAAGUCAUGGCUUUUUAAUUGAAAAAAGUAGGUAUGCUCUAUGUAGUCUCUGCCUCAAGGUUCAAGUAUCUCGGUGUAUUGCUCAUGAAAUGAUGGUAGGAUGGAGAUGGUAGGAUGGAGAUAAACUGACCAAUCAGGGCCUAUUCUGCAACAAUGCUGGUGAUUUUCCAAUCGAUCAUGGUGAAAUAGCUAAGCCAAAAGGUGAAACUCUGUAUUUUCUGACCCUCAACUUUGGCCAUGAGAUGGAUGGAUGGAUGGAUGAAUGGAUGAAUGGAU